Cucumis sativus (cucumber) is the source of this 579-nucleotide messenger RNA. RefSeq lists its product as uncharacterized. The transcript is spliced from 2 exons. The record is from RefSeq and is a predicted model, not a curated record. The coding region runs from base 1 to 579 and encodes 192 amino acids. Lineage: Eukaryota; Viridiplantae; Streptophyta; Magnoliopsida; Cucurbitales; Cucurbitaceae.
AUGGUCAUGGAGGUCCUCUCUUGCAUGUUGAACCGUCCGCCUCAAGACUUUCAGUUCCACCAGUUUUGUGAGAAGGUCAAUUUAACUCAUCUUACUUUUGCAGAUGAUCUUACGAUCUUUUGUGCUGCUCAUGAGUCUUCUCUGAGCUUCAUUAAAGAGACUAUUCAGAGGUUUGGUGAGUUAUCAAGGCUUUUUGCUAAUCUUGGGAAAAGCUCUAUUUUUAUUGUGGGGAUUAAUAGUGCAGAAGCUUCUCAUCUAGCUGCUAAAAUGGGCUUUACCAUUGGUCAUCUCCCUGUUCGUUAUCUUGGGCUUCCUUUACUCUCAGGAAAGUUAUGGAUUUCUGAUUGUGAUCCUCUUAUUCAGAGGACAAUUGGUCGUAUUUGGUCUUGGUCUGCUAGUGUUUUAUCUUUUGCAGGGUGGUUUAUCAUUCAGCAGUUUGGUGAGAGUGUGAUUUACGAUGCGACAAGUCGGUGGGAUGCUAGGCUGGUUGAUUUCAUUGGUUUGGAUGGAGACUGGAGUUGGCCAAGUGUUGAGGAUAGGUGGGUCUGGAUUCUAGGUAAUUGGGUUCUUGAUUGCUAG